Molecule: messenger RNA, 1065 nt
Organism: Penicillium canariense
Lineage: Eukaryota; Fungi; Ascomycota; Eurotiomycetes; Eurotiales; Aspergillaceae
Product: proteasome inhibitor PI31 family protein
Exons: 3
Coding region: 1-1065 (354 amino acids)
Biological process (GO): proteasome-mediated ubiquitin-dependent protein catabolic process
Molecular function (GO): endopeptidase inhibitor activity; proteasome binding
Source: RefSeq, a predicted model, not a curated record
AUGACUGGAGCAGGUGCACUCAGCCCGGACAAUGUCUUGGGCCUCGCUGCCAAAGCCCUCGGCAACGGCCAGCCGAGUCUCCAAACACCUUACGAAGCGGUAGCUCUGGUCGGUCAUGCCUGCAUGGCAGCGGUCGACUUCCGGCUAGUGGGACUUGGAGAGGACCAUAAUCUGGAUUCAUCUACAGAAACCCCCGCACUCCCCACCGAAUGGAACGCCUACCCUACCUUCGCGUUUCGAUAUGCGCACGCACAAUCUUCAAUGCAAUACGUGCUAAAAGUGAGCCGCCUUGGCAACAACGCCGUGGUAUUCGCGUUGGCCUUGGGCGAUGAUCGCACCAGCUCGUUUGACCUCCCCGCCAAAGACUAUAUCUCCGAAUCCGCUCUCCCGCUCACACACACGGGGGAUCUCCCUGGUGCCCUUCGCGAUGUGUUUAUUUCGCCUGCUCGACUGGGUGACCUGAUCGGACUAUUCAAGAUCAACGUGAUCCAGAAGCUUGCGCCGGGAUUAUCCAAGGAAGGCUAUGAAGAUCCGAGUCAGGCCUCUCGGGAGCGCCCUGAGACGCGGCGCCCGCAUGAUCCCCUUCGUGACGACUCCCUUCCUCAGCCUGCUCGCCCAUACCCAUUUGAUGAUCCAUUAGCUGCCGCCCCUCGCCGACCGAACCCACCCGGUGAUUUUGCUCCACCUGGAUUCGAGGAUGAGUUCGAAAUCAACCAACCUCCCCGCGGGUACCCCCGGGCGGAUACCCCCCGGCUUCCCAGCCCUUACAAUAUCGGAGACAGAGAUCUCUACCCCGCAGGACUUGGGCCCAAUGACCCGCUCCGCGGAACAAUGGGUCCUGGCUUUGGUGGUGGCGGUGGAAUGCAUCCCACUUUCGAUGAUCCCCUCUUCGGAGGCUCUGGUGGUGCUGGCCGUGGAUAUGACCCUCGUGCACCACCCGGAGCGCGCUAUGACCCUCCUGGUCCAGGGUUUGGGCCUCCAUCUGGCCGUGGCCGUGGACCUGGUGGGGGUGGCUUUGGUGGAUUUGGUGGCUUUGGAGGUGGCUUUGGCGGCGACAUUAUCUAA